CGUUUGCUUUUAGAUGAAGCCUAAGAGAAGAAUAUGUAUGAUGCAGCUGAGAAAAUUGAAGGUUUCAUGAAGAAAUUAUACUUGGCCAGAGCUACUGUGACCAACGCCAAGAUCAGAGAGCACAGGUUAGCAGAAUAAGCUGAGAUCAACAUAAUUUGUCUCAUGGCGGUGGGGUUAACCUAUUAUGGAAUUGUGAUUUAUAAAAUUAGAUCUCAUAGGUUUCGGUUGCAUUCUCUUUCCCUGCCUCUUGGCUGUCAAAUUUGACUCUUUGGUGAAUGGGGAGGCAGCAUCACAUGAUCAUUGUCAGAGUCUUUAUUAGAUAAUAAAGUAGCUUUUUUACUGAAAAUCAGAACCUCGUGAUCCAAUGUUGCAACUACUACAAAAAAAAGUAGAAUAAAAUAUAAUAAAGAACUCUGCUCUUGGCCCAGCAGCCCUUCAUGCCUUCCCUACCGUGUACUGAGAUUGCAUACCAUAUACCUCAUGUUCGUUUUUGACAGCAGAAAGGAUUUCGCGUCAUAGUUGCGUUUUAUGAUCAAAUUUUUAAGAUUUAAUCAUAAAGCAACAUCAUGCCUUACAUCCAAAUAAACCCUUAAUCAUCGGUGAUUUUCAAGAAGUACCGACCAAAUGACCAAUUUCUUGUCCUUUAUGUUCCUUCAUUUUUCCUUCGUAGCCCGUUCCCCAUGAAGUUGUCCAAAGUCUUGUGCUGGAUGAACAGAAAAAAAAUGUCAUAUCAAACCCAACUUUUUUUCCCCAACCUGAUCCAAAGAGGUAAUAUUUGAUAUCAAAUUAUACCGAAUAGUGAAGACAACAUGGAAUCCAACAAGUAAUCAGCCAAGAGAUGGGUGCAACAGCACGUCCAAGGUUGUGCAAUUAGGCUAAAAAUCAGUGAUAUUAGCCAAAGAGCCGGCAGUUCUUUGAAGUGUACGAAAAUAGUAAUAAUUUUCGAUUUAAUUAUCAUAUCUGUAACCUGUUAAGAUUAUUACAAAACGUGUUAGCAGAAGAUGAAUUGUUUGACUAUUUCAAUUAUUUAUUUUAAUUUUUAUUUAUAUUUGGCUUAUGUUUAAGGGGAACUAGAACUAAAUCCAACCAUUCAACAAGGAAGAAAGAGUAUUAACUGGUAUCGUGUAGGCUCAACCAAAUUAAAACUACUUUCCCACCAUAGAUUUCUGAUCGUUCACGGCCAAAAAAUUAGAAAUAUGAAGAAUUGGUAUCAUGAGCCUACUAAAGAACAAUGGCUAGUUAACUAAGGUUGCAUUCAUCAAUGAUAAAGAGACAAAUAAUUCUACCCUCAAAUGCUUCUGAUUAGGUGAUUGCCUGCCAUGAUUUUGUACCAAUAAAAAUGGUCUCCCAAUCCCUGCAGUCCAACUACUAGCCAGUUGCCAGCUCACUCUCUAUACACCCAGAAUGUUCUUAGGUCCAUGCUCAAUUCUGCAACCUCUAUUUUCCAGAGAUUGAAAAAAACCCUAACAAUGUCUCACAAUUGAGGAAGGCAGCAGCUUUAAUUCAUAACCAACCAGCUUUGCAAUUGGGGCAUGGUGCCAAAUACUUUAAUACCCUGACCUGAUAGCUGAAGGGGUAGCCACUUCCAUUCCACGUGACAUUUACUCGGUUUUGGUGCAUUGAAAAUGAUUAGCUCAAUGGGGACUUGGUUUUAAAUCAGAUUCCGCAACUGAAAUUUUUCUGAUUUAAGUUCAUUAUUACAUAAUUACUAUCUUUCUCUUUCCAUGCUCACUUGGCUUUCACGGACAAGACAAGAGGAAUCUAAGGAAACAUUUUCCUUGCAAUUUCCUGGCUACUUUUUCCUCCACCAUAAAAACCUGACCAAAAAUCUAUGCUUCAAUUGGUCUUUUUUCUGUUUUGUUUUCAUCUGCAAACAGUGUAAGUAGUUAUAGAGCUUAUGAGUUUCUAUGUUUAUCCAUUCAGACUCAAACUUUCCCUUUUAAAGAACCUGCUUCAUCGCCUCCCACGUUCAGAUUCAUCUUUAGUGAUUAUGGCAUGGCUGAUCUUCAGUUUCAAGCAUUCUUGCCAUCUUCUUUUGUCUUUCCCGUUUCACUUUGCUUCUACUUCCACUUGAACUCUUGAGUUAUUUGUCCUUUUUCCAUAAAACUCUGUUGGGUCUUCGCUGAAAUCUUAUAAGAGCUGAUAAUUUUAGUGAACCCAAUACUACAAUGCCGCCAUCUUACUUCCCUCUGCGCUGGGAAAGCACUGGAGACCAAUGGUGGUACGCGUCACCUAUUGAUUGGGCAGCUGCUAAUGGCCUUUACGACCUGGUCAUUGAGCUUCUCCAUCUUGACACCAAUCUUCUCAUCAAGCUCACUUCUCUCCGCAGAAUCCGCCGUCUCGAAACCGUGUGGGACGAUGAGGCUCAGUUUGAUGAUGUUGCAAAAUGCCGCUCUCAUGUUGCAAAAAGACUUCUUCAAGAAUGUGAGACCAAGAAAGGCAACAAUACCUUGAUUAGAGCUGGCUAUGGAGGCUGGCUUUUGUACACUGCUGCCUCAGCUGGUGAUGUGGAUUUUGUUAUGGAACUGUUAGAGAGAGACCCUCUUCUUGUAUUUGGAGAAGGAGAAUAUGGGGUCACUGAUAUAUUUUACGCAGCGGCUAGGAGCAAAAACUCUGACCUUUUCAGGAUGGUGCUAGAUUUUGCUGUGUCGUCCAGGAGUUGCCUUAGCAGUGAACUAGAAGAAAAGGAUGAGUUGAGUGAAACUCGGUUGGUUUUUAAGUGGGAAAUGAUGAAUAGAGCGGUUCAUGCUGCAGCUAGAGGUGGGAGUUUGGAGAUUUUAAUGGAGAUUCUUGGGGAUUGUAGUGAUGUUUUGGCCUAUAGAGAUGCGCAGGGGUCUACUAUCUUGCAUACAGCCUCUGGGAGAGGACAGGCUGAGGUAGUGAAGGAUCUUGUAGCAUCGUUUGAGAUUAUAACCUCUAUGGAUAAUCAAGGGAACACGGCAUUGCACGUGGCGGCUUAUUGGGGUUAUUUAAUGGUUGUGGAGUUACUGAUUCACGCAUCUCCAACUUUGGUCUCUGUGAAGAACGACUAUGGGAAUACUUUUCUUCAUGUAGCUGUGGCUGGUUUUAGAACGCUAGGCUUCCGAAGAAUAGACCGGCAGAUUGAGCUCAUGAAGAAAUUAGUAAGUGGUGAAGUUGUCGACAUUCAAGACAUCAUCAAUGUAAGAAACUUGGAUGGAAGAACUGCUCUACAUAUGGCUGUAACGGAGAAUGUUCAAUCUAGUCUGGUGGAGCUACUCAUGACUGUGCCAUCUAUUGAUUUGAAUGUCAGUGAUGCUGAUGGCAUGACCCCAUUAGAUCUCCUCAAGAGACAGCCUAAAUCAGUAUCGUCAGAAAUUUUAACCAAAAAACUAAUUGCAGCCGGAGGAAUCUCCAACUGUCAGGACAAUGUUGCAAGAAGUGCCAUUGUUUCCCAUCUAAGAGAGCAGGGCAUAGGUGCCAGUCCUGGAACUUCAUUUAGAAUUCCUGAUGCAGAGAUAUUCUUGUAUGCCGGUUCUGAGAAUGCAUAUGAUGCAGGUUGUGAUCAAGAUAGUGUGGAAUAUAGUUCAUGCCUGAGUGAACUAAAUGACUUGAACUUAAGUAACUCAGUAGGUAGCAAGAAGUCAAACUCCAUAAAUCAUACUGCAAGGCGCCUAAAAUUUUUUCUCCAAUGGCCCAGGAAGAAGGAGAGAAAAGCUGCCAGCACAGAAUCAACAGAUGAAGAUUCUAUGGAGGCUAUGAGUACUUGUAGAAAUUGGCCAGAGAGUCAUAUUCCACUUCGUGAAAAAUACUCCAAAGUUUCAUUUCUUCCAAACAACAAGAGGACAUUUUCUCUCAGGAGUGAUCUUCCUAGCCGAUCCACCAGAAAGAAAUUUGCUGCAGAGUUAACUCAUGGUGUGAUCCAGGCAGCACCGCAUUUGGCUGCUCCCUUUAAAUCACCAACAAGUCCUUUUUCGGGGUCUUCUGUGGCCUCACUUAUUUCAAUGGAUGAACAAAAGGGUGUUCAAAAUGCAGGACAUUCUUUCUCAAAUCCAUCAUUUAAUGGUAAAACAACACAAAUAAAUCAGAAGCAAACUUCACCGGAUAAGAGGUUGAUGAACCAGUAUUUCUGUUUCGGAGCACAAGGCCUAGCUGUGGAAGAUAGUAGAACCCACACACGGCUGGAUCACAGCAUUAAAAGUGUCAGUUCUUUAGUUGCUUGAUGCAGCUUCAUGGAAGUAUUGCAGUUUUGAGUAAAGACCACCAACAGCCCAGGAAUUUGUUGUUCUAUGAGCUUCCUAAUCUUGAAUGUCCAGUGUUUGAGUGCAUAAACUAUGUAUAAAAGAUCUGAAUAAAUUCAAGUCGUAUAUUGAAAAUAAAAGCCAGAUUUUUUAAGUAUCUGUAAACAUCCAAGCUGUAUCAUAAGUUUUUGGAUCUGGCAGAGUUGUAUCAUAUGUUAUUUUGCUGAUUGUGAUAUGUAGCUCAA
This is a messenger RNA of Durio zibethinus, 4444 nucleotides long. RefSeq lists its product as uncharacterized. Lineage: Eukaryota; Viridiplantae; Streptophyta; Magnoliopsida; Malvales; Malvaceae. Gene Ontology annotation, molecular function: protein binding. The record is from RefSeq and is a predicted model, not a curated record.